Molecule: messenger RNA, 1521 nt
Organism: Emericellopsis atlantica
Lineage: Eukaryota; Fungi; Ascomycota; Sordariomycetes; Hypocreales; Bionectriaceae
Exons: 2
Coding region: 125-1468 (447 amino acids)
Molecular function (GO): FAD binding
Source: RefSeq, a predicted model, not a curated record
UCGGUAUCAUGUCCAUUCCGGCGCCGUCCACGGCUUGGAAUAUAAAGCUCUGCAAAGGCUGUCGACGUGUUGUGAAUAGUAGCCUCCAUCACUAGAUUCAAUCAAAUCCUACAACUUCGAAAACAUGAGUUCCCAUUCUUUCAAAGUCAUUGUUGUUGGCGGUGGGCCUGCCGGGCUCACUGCCGCACACGCACUGCAAUUAGCCGGCAUUGAUUUCGUGGUUCUCGAGAGAAGAACCAACAUCAUCGAGGAUCUCGGAGCGAGCCUUGUCCUCGGACCACCCAGUCUGCGCGUCAUGCACCAAUUCGGCAUUCUGGGUGACCUGCUUGGUGUCGGCCACGAGAUCAUACGUAAUCGAUCUUUCGAUUCCGACGGCAACGUAUUACACGAGAGCACGGAGAUCCUGAGGCUGCGGAAGAACCAUGGCCUUGCCCCUGUGGCGUUUCACCGUGCGCAGCUAGUGGAAACCCUGUACAACGGUCUCCCAGACUCCGCCAAAGACAAGGUGCUUCUUGGCAAGAAGCUGUCCGAUAUCCAGCCGGAUGAGAAGGGCGUCUCGGUUACCUGCGAGGACGGGAGCUCAUACCACGGCUCGGUCGUCCUCGGCGUGGACGGCGUCCACAGCAAAACGCGUCAGCUCAUGCGCAAGCUUGCCUUGGAAUCCAACUCCCCAGGCGAUUGGGAUGCGGAGAAACCUUUCGCCUCUUCCUACAGGUGCAUGUGGUGCAGCUUCCCACGGCCGUCCGAACCGGGUGACGCGUUCGAUACCCAACACAAGGACAAGAGCGUCAUGUACCUUGCGGGUCGGGAGCGUGGAUGGAUCUUCCUCUACGAAAAGCUUCCCGAAACGACGCGAGAACGGGCUUCCUAUACGGAUGCCGACAUGCAAACGUACAUCGACAAGUUCAAGGACUUCCCGGUCACCGACAAUCUCAAGGUCCAGGACGUGUGGGAAAAGCGAUUCACGGCCGGCAUGGCGAACCUCGAGGAGGGCAUCGCCGGCCACUGGAGCUGGGGCCGCAUUGUCCUCGCCGGAGACGCGGCCCACAAGUUCACCCCCAAUGCAGGGUUGGGACUGAAUACCGCGAUCCAGGAUAUUGUCUCCCUUUGCAACGGCCUUUGGAGCCUGAAGAGAACCUUUGCUAAGCGGCUCACGUCCUCUGAUGAGGAGUUGUCGCAACUCACUACAUUCUUCGAGACAUAUGGGCGAGAGAGAAAGGCCUUGAUUUCGGGGGACGCAAGCCGCUCCGCGCUCGUCACGAGGACUCAUGCCUGGGCCAAUCCGCUGUACUACUUUUUGGCACAGUACGUCCUGUCUGCCAAGAUCGUCGAGUCCUUCAUGCUGGAAUUUCUGGCAAAGAGGUCGAUGAAGAAGGCGCUUGUGUUGAACUAUGUCAACGUGGAUGAACCUAUGGUGGGCGCCGUAGAGUGGGAUCAUCCUCUUGUUGGGGCGGCAAAGGCGAGAUAGAUGAGGCGUCAGCUUGUGCAUCAGCUGUCGUGGCGUUUCCUUUUUUUUUUUUU